This is a messenger RNA of Pelobates fuscus (common spadefoot toad), 1526 nucleotides long. RefSeq names its product tumor protein p53 inducible protein 11 (gene TP53I11). The transcript has 7 exons. Lineage: Eukaryota; Metazoa; Chordata; Amphibia; Anura; Pelobatidae. The coding region runs from base 295 to 864 and encodes 189 amino acids. The record is from RefSeq and is a predicted model, not a curated record.
GUGUGAGUUGCAAGGAGGGCAACAUGCAAUUGCUUAAGAAAUCGAAGUGGCUUUUGUGAUUCUCUCCUGCUUUAAAUGCUGUUCAUUAUUAUGGAUGCCUUACUGCGUGUGGCAUGAAAAAAAAAAAAAUAGAUAACACCUGCUUGGAGCGAGUCAAAAGGAAGAUCGGAUACUGACGUAUGUGAAAGCGUGCAAACAGCUACAAGCAUUGUAUCUGCCAACCCUGCUUAGUUCCUGACUGUAUACUCUGCUCUCUGCAUCUUCUCGGUAGAUUGGACCUAUAGUUCCUCCAACAUGGCUACCAAGUCCCCUCCCCCUUUGAUGAAGAAGCACAGUCAGACUGACCUCGUUAGCCGAUUGAAGACACGCAAGAUACUUGGCGUGGGAGGUGAAGAUGAUGAUGGAGAGGUUCACCGGUCAAAGAUCAGUCAAGUUUUAGGAAAUGAAAUAAAAUUUGCAGUUCGAGAACCCCUGGGUUUGAGGUUAUGGCAGCUUCUUUCGGCUGUUAUGUUCACCGGGAUUGCAGUCAUGGCUCUAACUUUCCCCGAUCAGCUGUACGAAGCGGUUUUUGAUGGAGGUACAGUGAGCAGCAAAACGUCGACGCGUCUAUACGGAGGGGCCCUAUUCAGUAUCUCUCUGAUCAUAUGGAAUUCCAUGUAUACAUCUGAGAAGGUAAUCAUCCGAUGGACACUUCUGACUGAAGCCUGCUACUUCAGCAUCCAACUCAUUGUGACCACCGUGACUUUGAUAGAGAAUGGAACGUCUUCCAUUGCGGCUGCUGUCCUUGUCUGCAGUUGCCUCCUCUUUGUACUUGUCAGUGCGUACUUUUAUUACCAAGUUGGCCGACGGCAAAAGAAGCUCUGAACUGUUGCUCUGGUGCCGUUUACAUCAUUAUCUUCCAGACACCUCACACAUUGAUCUGUGCGUGUGUUGAGACCGUUUAAAUACGCUCACUGACUGCUGGGAACGGCAGCCUCCUUGGUUUUUGGGAUUAUUUUCCUUAUACUCUCAAGAGGGCGCUGCUGAGCAAAAUGAAGAUUGAGACUCUUUCUGACGUGGGUUCCUGAAGCACACAGCAUGCAGAAGUAUCAACCAUUCCUUUGUGCACCUACGUUUUUUUUGUGUGUAUGCACCUGUGUUAACUCCCCAUAGUUUCCAGCUUGCCUGGCACUAGUCUCCUCGGACAGAGGUAUUUGAAACUGCAAUUCUAAACCAGUUUCCCAAGGAACCUUGUAAAAUUUUAUAUUUUUUUUCCUUUUCCACAUCAUUCUGCAAUUCCCCAACGCGUUUUGCGUAUUCUUUAUAUUAUUGUAAAUGAAUGCCAUUUUGUGUAUGCCCUGCUUGUCCUGAGUUUUGAACGCUGCUUUAAUGUUCUACUACUAUUUAUUGUAAUGUUCUGUAUUUUGGAAACAAAAGGAAAAAAAAAACAAAGCUUAACACUUUGACUGCCAAAGCUGUGCCUUGUUGUAUAUCCAUCUGACAAUCAAAGUGUUAAAUAUUUCACAAAAGGUCGAAAGUUAAUAAAA